AAUCGGCUCCUCAUGCUGGCUCUCUCCUCACCACCACCAAACAGUACUUCUUGGUUGCAACCAACAGCGCCGCCAUGUCAACUACUACACCAACCCCUUCUGGCACAGCACACUCGUGAGCGGAUGUACCCCUUUUCACCUUAUGCCAAUAAUUAUGUCUACGACUUUUAGGCACAUUGGCAAACUAAGCCCACUUGUUUGGAUUUUAAUGAGUUUUCCUUUAGUCCUUGUGGGGAUUACGAUCGCGGCGGUCGCUGUGAUCUUUCUCGCCUAUAG
Molecule: messenger RNA, 276 nt
Organism: Cantharellus anzutake
Lineage: Eukaryota; Fungi; Basidiomycota; Agaricomycetes; Cantharellales; Hydnaceae
Exons: 2
Coding region: 13-171 (52 amino acids)
Source: RefSeq, a predicted model, not a curated record